AUGGAGAUAAGCUUAUGGAUUUACCUAUUGGUUACACUAGCGACACUUGUUUAUUUUUACUCCAAACGAAAGUUCUCUUACUGGAAAGACAGAAAUGUAGUACACGUCGAACCAGUAUUCUUUUACGGUAACAGCAAACCAGUAUUAAGGCAAAAAAUCCAUUUAAGCGAAGUUAUAGGCAAACUUUACAAUAAAGUCAAAUCUCAAGGAAAGCGUUUUGGUGGUCAUUAUACACUAUUCACUCCCCAGUUUAUACCGAUUGAUUUGGAUUUGAUUAAAUGUAUAUUGCAUAAAGAUUUUGCUCAUUUUACGAAUCAUGGGUUUUAUGUUAACGAGGAAAAAGAUCCCCUCACCGGCCAUCUUUUUAACCUUGAAGAUGAGAAAUGGAGGAAUCUUAGAGCAAAAUUGACGCCUACUUUUACAUCAGGGAAAAUGAAGAUGAUGUUUCAAACUAUGGUUAGCUCAUCAGAAGGCCUUCAGGAAAUGCUAAAGAACGCUUCAUCGAGCACAGAACCCGUGGACAUAAAAGACGUUUUAGGCUGCUUCACCACUGACGUCAUUGGGUCAGUGGCAUUCGGUUUGGAUAUAAACAGCAUGAAAAACCCAGACUCCGAAUUUAGAGAAUACGGUAAAAGGAUUUUUAAAAGUUCUUUACUAGGCAGGAUUAAAUUUAUUAUUCUUACCAUAAUACCGCAAUGGUUAUUUAAGAAAAUCGGUAUAAAAAUGAUUUCUAAAGAUAUUGAAAGCUUUUUUAUUAAUUUGGUGAAGAAAACAGUAGCGUACAGAGAAGAAAACAACGUUUACAGAAAAGACUUUAUGCAUCUACUUAUCCAGUUGAAGAAUAUUGGCAAAAUUUCUGAAGAUAAUGAAGAACAGUUAAUGCAAAAGAACAAAAACAACCUCCAGGGUUUGUCUAUAAACGAGAUGGCAGCACAGUCGUUCGUUUUUUUCCUUGCUGGGUUUGAGACAUCAGCCACAACGAUGUCUUUUGCUCUUUUAGAGUUAGCUCAAAAUGAAGAACUUCAAAAUAAAGUAAGAGAUGAAAUCAACAGGGUUCUUGCGAAACAUGAUGAUAAGGUGACGUAUGAAUCAAUCAUGGAUAUGGAGUAUUUGGAGAAAGUGGUGCUAGAAUCUCUCAGAAAACACCCACCUCUAGCAUUGUUACCACGCAUUUGUACCAAAAACUACCAAGUCCCAGACAGCGAUCUUGUCAUUACUGUUGGUACAAGACUAAAUAUUCCAGUCCUUUCGAUUCACAGGGAUCCGGAUUACUAUCCAGAUCCCGACAAGUUCGAUCCAGAGAGGUUCAAUGAAGAAAAUAAGGCCAAAAGACAUCCAUUUGCAUAUUUACCAUUUGGUGAAGGACCUAGAACAUGUAUAGGUUUGAGAUUUGGAAAACUACAAAGCAAGGUGGGCUUAUGUCAUGUUUUAAGAAACUACAAGGUUACUCUCAAUGAAAAAACACAAUUACCAAUAAAGUAUGAAGGUAGCUUAAUCUCAUCUGUCAAGGACGGCAUUUGGCUCAACUUAGAACCCGUUUCAUAG
This is a messenger RNA of Diabrotica balteata, 1545 nucleotides long. The record is from the annotation of a GenBank genome assembly. Lineage: Eukaryota; Metazoa; Arthropoda; Insecta; Coleoptera; Chrysomelidae.